Molecule: messenger RNA, 6272 nt
Organism: Bradysia coprophila
Lineage: Eukaryota; Metazoa; Arthropoda; Insecta; Diptera; Sciaridae
Product: eukaryotic translation initiation factor 4E transporter-like
Biological process (GO): negative regulation of translation
Cellular component (GO): cytoplasm; nucleus
Molecular function (GO): mRNA binding
Source: RefSeq, a predicted model, not a curated record
GUCACACACCUGAAAAAUUGCAAAUGGCUGAUAAUUUCUGUGUUAUUCUGUUACGACUGUAUGUUGAAGAUCAUUUGUACCAAGCUAAAUAAGUGUCAUAAAUCAAAUAAAAUAAUUAUUUCCAUUGAUUUGUUGAGUUCUUUAGUAUCUGAGUUCGAAUAAGGCCAAAUAAUAACGUUAAAUGUAAAUUUGAAUGACCUAGGAGUGCAGUUUUAUCAUCGUUUAUACCUUGAAAUUGUAACCAUUGCGGAUUCAUUUGUGUUCGAAUUAAAAGUACUUGCUAAACAUUUUAACGAAAUACUACAGAAAAUUUGAAUUGAACAAUCAAGUCAAACUGCGAUCGGUGCUCUGUUGUCUAUUAAUUUUUUGGUUUGCACUUACAUUUUUCGAGAUUUUUCAUACUUGAGCUUGAUGAAAAAAGAUAACAAUUGAGACAUUUAAAGCGUUGGCUUCGAGAUAUUUGAUAAAAUUCUUGAAAAUACGGAUAUUACUCUUCAAGUCGCAUCGCUAAUCACCCUACAUCAACCGUGUUUUCGUAGCGCUGAUUGGUUUUUCCAGGAGCUUAAUCAGAGAACAAAGGAUUCUUCAGCAUAUCAUCAUCAACAACGAUAUCAGCUAAAUUUUCCCGAAAUCAUUGUUCACGACAAAUAUUUAAUAGUUUCAUCGUACCCAGUGCAUCAAUGACUUCAACGUAACCAACAAAACAACACAAAGAAAAACUCAUUGUCUGUGAUAUUAAAUUAAAAACAAAACUGAACUUUUUGGUGUUAAAUUUAUAAAUGUGUGUGUAUAACUGUGUAAGUAGGACCUAAGUGUGAAUUUCAUCAAUUAAUGUUGUUUCUAUACAUUACGGUAAUGCACUUGUACUCAUUAAGUAAUUCCAGUAGUUAGGCUAUGAAGUAAUGUACCAAUAAACAACAGAAGUAGUAGUAGAAGAAGAAGAAGAAAAAACAAUUAAAACGAAAGACAAUUCCAUUCAAAAUAAAAAUUUAAAAAAAACAAAAACAAUUUAGUGAAAAAAAGCCAAUUGUUAUGGCCGAAUCGAUUUCGCGUGACAAUUACGGUAACAAGGAAGAGGAGGACUAUGAUUCGUCCGAACAAUCCGCCAAUCAACAUACAUCAUCGAACAAUGACAAAUAUGACGAUCCAGCGAUUUUAAGCUGCGGUUCUGCGCAAAGGGAAAACCGCAUCACUUACGAGCGCGACCAUUUACUUCAAUUGCGUAAUUCACCUUUAUCACGUAAACGUCCCGAUUAUGUUUUAGAAGGUUUGACUUUGCGUAAGCUAUGGUGUCGAGCAACGGACUUGAUGAUCGGUGGUGAAGAACGUACUAGCGGCCGUUCAACGAAUAACAGUAGCCACGAGUUUCGCUCCAGUACGAAUGGUACAUCGACCCCCGCGUCUACAUAUUUGAUGCCCUUGUUUGCGGUGAAACGACGACCAAACGAAACUAAAACCGUUCGCAAACCGGAAGGCAAUGAGACUACCACAUUAACUACAACGAGUACGAAUGCCAAUAAUGCUCCAAUGCGACGGAGUGUAUUCAUGAGUGGGCCACAACUGACGAGUGUUGGUGGAAAUUCUUCGGCAUUAGAUCGUCGCAUCGGAAGUGGCCGAAUACCGGCACGCGAUUCUCAAUGGGAAUUUCGUUCCGAAAAGGAACCGCUCGAUCAAGACUUUAGUUUUCGGCCGACUGGUGGUUUAAUCAAUAUACGUGAACGCGAACGCGAACGGAAUCUUAGCGCCGAGUCACAACAGAAACUGCAGCAACAACAUCGGGCAGGAUUGGAUCGGGAACGUGAGAGAGAUUAUCGUGACGAUCGUUAUGACAAACGAACUACGUACAGCAGGGACUAUGAUCGGGACAAGGAUAGGAAUAGUAGUCGUAUGAUGGGAAACAGCAACAACAAUAUGACCGGCAACAUGCGUUUUUCUGGUGGAUCACACAAUGAGCGACGUCGAAUGUUUAGCGAAAAUCGUGCAGAAGAACCGGAAUGGUUCAGCGGAGGUCCAACAUCGCAAAACGAUACGAUUGAAUUGCGCGGCUUUGACGAGCCUGAGGCAGAUGAACGGACGGUGCGAGCUAACGAAACUGUUGAAAAUGAUGAUCAAGUUUCGCUAGACAAUCAAAGUGAUAACUCGAACAACAAUGCGGAUGAAUGUGAGGUCGGCGAACCGGAAUCAGAUUCUGUUGAGGACACUGCACCGCCUACUGUCGAUGAGCCGAAUGAUUCCAACAACAACGACAACCUCAAUUCUGACAAAGGAUUUAUGGACGACCCAAAUAACGCUGCUGAUGACUUCAAUUUCGAUAAUUUCUUGAAAAUGGGUCUGAUGAGUGAAGAACUUAAAGAAAGUGGUGUCGGUGAAUCUCGCUUCUAUCGUUGGUUUCAACGGCAAUCACCAACGAAAGAAAAUAAGAGCAGACGUUCAUCUAUACAGGAUGAUGUGAAUGAAGGCAAUCAAAAUAACGCAACCACUCGGCCUGCUGAGAAAUACUUUGCUCCGAUAUCGCCUGCAGCUAGCACCGGGUCUUCCAAUUCUUUACUGGAAUUUAUUCAACUCGGAAAAUUUGACAAGGCGCCUAAAGAAGAUCAAAAUGUUGCCGGAACCGGUCGUACAAAUGUUCAAUCCAAUUCCAUUGCGAAUAAUGUUCCGGGCAGUGUGUGUAGCGUUUUGGAAUUGGAAGCCCGAAUGCGGUCAUCUGGUGGAAAGUCACAGAGUGAAGUGAGAAAUCAACAGCAGCAACAAGACAUGCAAGCAUUUAAGAAACUACUUUCGCAAAUAAGUGGCAACGAUCACGGAAUGAUGCAACGAGAACCGCAGACAAUGGGCCAAGCUACGGGAUUAAUGCAAAUGCUAAGCAAAAAUACGCCACAGCCACAACCACAACAGCCGAUACCAUUCAUGUUGAACCAUCAGCGUCCGCAAAACUUACAACCGCCAAUUCAAAGACAGCCAAUGGAUCCGAUGCAAAACGUUCAAAUCGGUCCACACUUACAACAGAGUCGCGAUGAAAUUCUGAAACGUCCCGAAGCCCAAAUGAUCAUACAAAGUAUCUGCAAUGCAGAAGUUACGCAAAACUCACUGAUCCAACAGUUGAACAAUCCAGCAUCGAACCACCGUCAACGUGAAACCAUUCUAGCCGUGCUAAACUUUAUCAGCGAAUGUGCACCCAGAAUACCGUCACCGAACCUGAUGCCAUCGGUGAUGCAACCGCAAGGUGCUGCACCAUUGUUACACGGGGCUGGAGUGCCGAUUCCGAAACCGCCAACAAUUCAGACGAAUGCACCACCAAACGUUGGCAUGAAUGAACAACCGAACGACGUUCUGCAACCGCACUUAUUGUAUCAGCAUCAUCAUCAAGGUGCCGCCGUUGCAGCUCAGAAGUUGCGGGUUUCUCCGUUGCCAAAUGGGAUACCACAACGCAUCCCGUCGCCACGUGAACUUCAAUUCCACACUCAAUCCAUAAUGCAAAGUGCAUUAAUUAAGAAAAAAUUGGAAGAACAACGAGAGAAUUUCCGCAAGCGACAGGAAAUGCAACAGGCCCAACAACAGCAGAACCAUUUGAAUCAACCGCCGAAUCAAUCCGAAUCCGGAAAUAAUAUUCCCAGUUCGUCAGUUGCGCUGACUCAAACAUCCACAUCGUCACCGGUGAAACAACACCAUCAACAUAUCGCUUCGCCGACUCCAUUAGCAUUUACGCCAACAUCAGUUUUACGAAAAAUGACAGCCGAAAAAGACAUCGAUGUGAUGAGCAAUGUUGGAAUGGGCAACAAGUCGACAUUAGGACAGAUACAACACUCAAUCAACAGUGCAGCAACAGGACAAAUUCAACAACAACACCAACAACAUCAACAGCAGCAACAACAACAGCAAAUGCGAGCUAAUCAAAUUAAAUGGAACAACCAGUUCAACCAACCUCCAUCGAAACCAAUCGAAAUUAUACCUGCAGGGCGACCGAUCGUCAAAGGUGGCGGCUUGCCGAUGCAAAUGGCGUCGAAUGUUGAAUUUCAACAGAUGCGUGACCAGUAUUUGCGUAAAAAUCCUCAAGCAAGCAUGCCGCAACCGCAAUUGCCAAAUUUAUCUCAACAAAUGCUACAACAACAGCAACAACAACAUCGUCAACAGCAGCAGCAGCAACAACAACAGCAACAAAUGCGGGCUAAUAAUCAAAUAAAAUGGAAUCAGUUCAAUCAACCGUUCCAAAAUCAAUACCAGCAACAAAUGAUGCACCAUCAACAUACAAUGGCUCAACAAAAACCGUCCGGAUCGAGUGGUCAAAGUGGAAACGUUCUUGUCAACGAAAACCACGGAAUGAUCAAUUUCGGACGUGAAGGCGGCCUAUCGCCAACUUCAAACCAGUUGGCGCGUUGGUUUUCGCCCGAACUAUUGGCCCAAGCUUCAGCGGGUAAACUCCCGUCGCUAAACAUUGGACAGGCAUUGAGUUUGGAGGAAUUCGAGCGAUCGAUGCAACAUUCAUCGGCUACAGUCCAUAAUUAGCAAUACACAGCUGCAUUGGAAUGCUUGUUCCCCACGUAAAUAUAUUUAGAUGUGUAGGCUGAACUAAUCGGAGUGAAAAAAAAAUAGAGCAACUACGAUACCAAACGUUUUACGGAUUUAAUUAUCUUCCUUUAGCAACUGCUAUAAUGUCUAUUUACGACUAUCUUGAUUGAAAUACCAGAUCGUUUUGACCGAUCCUAUGGAUCUCUGACGUUUAAGAGUUAAAAUAUUCCCAGUGUCGCAACAUAUAUGAACGCGAAUCCCAAAAAAUCCGUACUAGCAAGCGUUUUUCCAUCACACAGUGCAAGUCUGUAAGACAAUUGAAUUUCAUGAUGAGCAAGUAGAGGGAGCUAAUGUGAAAAUGAAAUUCUUGUUCUUGGAAUAAAUUAAAAAUCUGAUCACAACCCAGGCGAGAAAUUGGUCAUUUUACUCACCUCAGCUGAAACUUCGAGAGCCUUUGUUGUGAAAAACGUUGUGUUGACCUUGGGAAAAAAGUUGGAAAUUUCAUUUUCUCCGGUGACACCCUCACAACGAAAUUUCCAACUUUUUUUUCCUUUGGUGCACAAAUAACUAUUCCAAUCUUCGUUACCAACGACCGGUUAUCUAUGUUAUUGAAAACCAUUAGCGAUUUCGAUUUUAAAUUUCCUUGAUCGUUUAUCAGUGCAGUUGUAUCUCCGAUUGUUAGAUCUCUCUCAUAAUUGCGUGAUCGAAUUUGAAGUAUCAUUACGGUAAUAUUCUCUCUCACGUUCGAUUAGAUGCUCCAAAACAAAACAAUUUUAUGCUAAACUGACAUAGAUCUCAACUAGUAUCAUGACACUAAGUUUGUUGCUGAAGGUUAUCGAUCGAGGUGAACAGCUCGAACAUUAUUUAUCUCCGAGGCAAACGGAAUUUUUUAACGAUUACAAUCGGAAUUUUGUCGAAAUGAAACAUUUGCAUAGUCAUUAGCCUACGAAGCAUUGCUCUAAUGUUAAUUAAAUUAAAAUAUAAAAUUAAAUGUGUCGCAAAAUAUAAGGAAUUUUUUUGUCUCGCUCCAAGUUAAUGAGAUUUGUCAAAAAUAGAGUAUGAUGCAUGAAAUAAACGGAGAAGAAACUAAUUAGGGGACAGAAACAAAAAGAAAAAAAAAUAUUAGAACUACACCUUGUUAUGGCAGUAAAAAUGCACUGAAUCUCUUGGGUUUUAUUAAUUAAGUCUAUGUAAUGAGUGUGUUUCGGGAAUCGAUUGAAAGUCGAAUCGGAAACUAUUUUCGGUUCAGAGACGUUUUUUUUCUUCGUUUUUUAAAAACAUAAUUUCAUUCUUGGAUUGCUUUCGUUUUAAUUAUUAAAAUACGCUGUGAUUUAAUUAAAGAAAAAAAAAAGAGAAAAAGAAAUAAGUGAAAACGUGACAUUAGAACGUGACGUUAAUUUAAACAAACAAAAAAUAUGGAAAUUUUUAAGUCAUUCAAACUAUAAUGAGAAACGAACGAGAUGAAAAAAUAAAAUAAAUUUUAUGCGAAUCGCUGGAUGCUGGAUACGAACGUGGAGUAUUAUUAAAAUAUUAAUUUCUUUUCUAAUUUAAAAGAGUAAAAAAUUGAAACUGUUGAAAUGAGGCGCGAAUGAUUUUACUGAAUUAUAAUGUAGAAUUUAAGUAAAAGAUGAAAACAAAAACAAAUAAAAAGAAAACAAACUGAAUGUGGUUGAUUCGGUGACAACCCGUUUAAACAUUUUAAUUUUUGAUAAGAAAAAUUAAUUUUCUUCAAUUUAUGUAACCUUCUUAACAACCAGAAAAUAUUU